Messenger RNA from Fukomys damarensis (Damara mole-rat), 739 nucleotides. RefSeq names its product 40S ribosomal protein S2-like. Gene Ontology annotation, biological process: translation. NCBI's taxonomy places the organism in Eukaryota, Metazoa, Chordata, Mammalia, Rodentia, Bathyergidae. The transcript has a single exon. Gene Ontology annotation, molecular function: RNA binding; structural constituent of ribosome. Gene Ontology annotation, cellular component: cytosolic small ribosomal subunit; ribosome. The record is from RefSeq and is a predicted model, not a curated record.
AGGGGCUGAGGCUGAGGCAUGGGAGGGCAAGGAAUGGAUUACUAUAACCAAGUUGGGUCCGCUGGUCAAGGACAUGAAGACCAAGUCCUUGGAAGAAAUUUAUCUCUUCUCUUUACCCAUCUAGGAGACAGAGAUUAUUGACUUUUUCCUAAGCAUAUCCCUCAAGGAUGAAGUUCUGAAGAUCACACCGGUACAGAAGCAAACUCGUGCUGGCCAAUGGACAAGAUUCAAGGCAUCUGUCGCCACUGAGGACUACAAUGGUCACACUGGUCUGGGUGUAAAGUGUUCCAAGGAAGUAGCCACUGCCAUUCACGGUGCCAUCAUUCUGGCCAAAAUCUCCACUGUCCCAAUGCAAAGAGGCUACUGUGGGAACAAGAUUGGCAAGCCUCACACUGUCCCUUGCAAGGUGACAGGCCACUGUGGCUCUGUGUUGGUGCAUCUGAUCCCUGGCCCCAGAGGCACUGGCAUCAUGUCAGCCCCUGUACCCAAGAAGCUGCUGAUGAUGGCUGGUAUUGAUGACUGCUACACCUCUGCCAGGAGCUGCACUGCUACUCUGGGCAACUUUGCUAAGGCCACCUUUGAUGCCAUCUCCAAGACCUACAGCUAUCUGACCCUGGACCUCUGGAAGGAGACUGUCUUCACCAAGUCUCCCUACCAGGAAUUCAUUGACCAUCUUGUGAAAACUCACACCAGAGUCUCCGUUCAGAAGACUCAUGAUCAAAGAGUAGCUACAAUGUAA